AUGAUACCCAAACAUGCUUUGAGUGCCAUUGAUAAGUUAUUACAAGAUAUUUGUAAUAAUAAGUUUCCUUUUGGUGGUCAAGUUAUUCUUAUGGGUGGAGAUUUUCGACAAAUACUUCCAGUUGUGAAGAGAGGUCGACCAGCAGAUGUUGUAGAAUCAUGUAUAAAGUGUUCUGAACAUUGGCAAUAUGUGCAAAGGUUUUCAUUAACUGAAAAUAUGAGGGUUCAGAUAGGAGAAGAGGAAUUUUCUCAAUGGCUUUUAAAGCUUGGAAGUGGAACAUUACCUGUCAAGCCUGAAGAUCCUUUGCAAGGGUGUAUUGAAAUACCUGAGCAGUGUGGUGCAGAAGAAGCUGAUUAUGCAAAACGUGCUAUUUUAACACCAACAAAUGUUGAUUCAUUGGCAAUAAAUGAAGAAGUCCUUCAUCGAUUACCGGGUGAUGUUAAAACUUAUUUAAGUUCAGAUAGCAUUGAAACUGAUGAUCAUAAUGAAAUUUAUAAUUUUCCAGUUGAGUUUUUAAAUACUUUGACUCCAUCAGGUAUGCCUGUUCAUUGCCUAAAGUUGAAAAUUGGUGCUGUUAUAAUGCUACUUAGAAAUUUAGAUCUCAAAGGUGGACUUUGUAAUGGAACACGUUUGAUGGUGCGUGCACUACACAACAAUUACAUUGAUGGUGAGGUUCUAACAGGUGUAUCAGCUGGUAACAGGGUAUUUGUUCCUCGAGUUCAAUUAGCUCCAUCAGAUUCAAAUUUACCUUUUACACUUAAACGUCGUCAAUUUCCAGUUAGGUUAGCAUACUCAAUAACCAUAAAUAAAAGUCAAGGUCAAACAUUUGAUAAAGUUGGUGCUUAUCUCAAAAAGCCUUGCUUUUCACACGGCCAAUUAUAUGAUGCAUGUAGAUUUCCUGUUAUUACUGGUUUAAAAAUUGUUAAUCGUUAA
Molecule: messenger RNA, 933 nt
Organism: Hydra vulgaris (swiftwater hydra)
Lineage: Eukaryota; Metazoa; Cnidaria; Hydrozoa; Anthoathecata; Hydridae
Source: RefSeq, a predicted model, not a curated record